UUUUUUUUUUUUUUUUUUUUUUGCUUUUCAGUAAUGAAUCCCAUAUACCAUUCUAAACUUUUAUCAUUUAUAAAGCAAGAAAGUGAAUCUAUUCGUUUAUCUUAUAAUGGCACAACUGAAUUGACUACCGAUGAAAAGCGUGAAUUAUUGAUUCAGUGGUUAGAAAAUGAUCCUCGUUUUCUUUUAGAUCAAAUUGGGUCCUUUCUACCUCAAGAUCUAGCCAGUUGUUUAGACAGUGAUAUACGACAAGAACAACAAGAAAACGACAAAGCAAGUGAAGGACAAUCAGUAAACAAUACAAGGAUAAUUUCUGCAGCCACUCGACACAAUCGACGUUAUCAUUAUCUUGUGCAUCAUUUACGACCUUCUGGUUACUUUUCUGAACAUGCCAUUCAAUUACGAGCACCCUCUUUAUACGAAGAAUACAUUGGUCAAUAUAUCCCUGACGAAGAACGCUAUGCACCAUUUGAAGAUGAUAUGACUUUGGUUGAUCGAGUAUAUCAUAGUAUGGAUCGACGGUAUGUACAAGAUCAAUGGGAACGAAAGAAGCGAUCAGAAGAAGAACAGUAUGAAGAACAAGAUGACGACGACGAACCAACUCCAUUGACAGAACAUCCUACGAAUCGAUUAGAAGAAGCAAGACAACAACAAAAAGAAGAAUUAAUUCGAUUACUUGAAGAACAAUGGAUGGAUGGUCUGGAUGAUCAGUUUGAUUAUACAGUGGUAGAUAAUGACGAUACAUAUGAUGACCUAGGACAACAAAAUCAAGAUUUACAAGAUCGAUACUUUGAUGAAGAAGUAGAAGAGAACCAAGGCGGUCCAAACAAUGAUACUGGUAUCCUAGAUUAUUAGUCCCCUUCAUUAUUGUAUUAUAUCCUCUCUAUGUAUAUACCCUGUUUAUUUUGAAUAAAACAUUUUGCCUAUUUAUUCUUA
This is a messenger RNA of Halteromyces radiatus, 933 nucleotides long. RefSeq names its product coiled-coil domain-containing protein-domain-containing protein. Lineage: Eukaryota; Fungi; Mucoromycota; Mucoromycetes; Mucorales; Cunninghamellaceae. The record is from RefSeq and is a predicted model, not a curated record. The transcript has 2 exons. Bases 34 to 852 code for a protein of 272 amino acids.